CCAAUUUGUAAGUCGCUCUGGAUAAGAGCGUCUGCUAAAUGACUUAAAUGUAAAUGUAAAUGUUGAGUCUACCUUCUGUGUCGCAGAGGCAAAAAUCUCUGGUAAUGUUUGAGUGACAGAUAGGGUCUGGUCAUCGGUCGAGACCUCGAAGGCCGUCUCCAGGCAUUGGACUGCAACUGGAAAAUAAUCAGAUGUUGAGGAAUGGCAAUGACACUAACUGGACACAGUUGAGUCCCUGGCCAUCGUCCAACAAAGGCUGAGAACCCAUCUCCUCAGACUGACUCUUGGCUUCCUUACUCCAACUUACCUUCUAAACUUUCCUGAGCAUCUGAAGAUAGACUCCCAGAGCCCAGUUGAUCAUGAAGAAACUGAAUGAUGGAGAUGGCAAGACGCUUUGUGUCUGUCAUUUUGGAUUGAGGUCCAAACCUCUCAGUAGAAUGUGUAUUGCGAGGGACCCUGAAGAAGAAAGUUAAUGAGAUGUUGUAGGUAUAAAAAACAACAACAUCCACUGUAAAUAACUGGCAACUGGUUGGGAUUAAUUGUCUCCUACAUUUAUAUUAUAGCUACAUAACAUAAAAGCCUAUACGUUACCAUCUGUUUCGAUAGCGGACUGAAGUUCACCGUGGAGUUAAGUCCGCUAGUGACUAGAUAGUUUCGUUUCUUAAUCCUAAACUAAUAACAAACAUGCUAACAAGCUAGUUAGUUUACUUGGCAGGUGACGUUGCUAGCUAACUAGACUGUUCUAGUAAGUUGCUUAUGGUCGGCUGCUAGCUAAUGCUAAUACGGCUAACACAGCUAGCAGUUGGUCUGCCAUGUGAAAGCACUCAGUGUAUUGCCACAUUAACAGACGAGCUAAUUUUGUUUACGUGUAAGGAGCUGGUUAAACUUACGUGGAUAGCUUAACUAGGGCUAACUAGUAUUUUGAUUGUAGCUAUCUAGCUUAGCAUUACUGACAUGACGGCAAUAACAUGGCUUUCUGAGCACUUUACCCCGAUUUACUCAACUGACAGAUAGCUAUGUGGUUUAAAGAGCGUUCAGCUAUGCCACACGAUAUAACAUAUAUACAAAUGUGUUAACUAGCAAUAAUUAGUCUUACCAGUUGCCUUUGCUUCAGAUGUUCCUCGCAGUAACGUUAGCUGGUGGUGAUGGGAGAAAAAAAUGUGUUGAUUUUCGUCGCAUGUGUGACGCGUCAUAUCAGUGUAGGCUGAAGCAUGCGUCUUUACGUCAGUGUGCGUGCCCCCAAUUUUGACUUUGUGGCUGUGGUACCUAAGGGAAACAUCAGUGGUCAAAACCCCUAAUCGCUGAAUUGGCAUCGUCAACCACAGGCUGUAAAACUCACCGCGAACGUUGCUUCUCAGAUUUCUGAAAUAUGGCACCGACAGGAGAGGUGGCGUCUGGCAGUGGUGCGCAAGUGUGUGCUGACAACCGCCUGCGCUGGGACCUGACCCCCGAGCAAAUCCAUCAGCUAUCAGAUGAGCUUAUUGACAAGACCAAAAAGGUGUAUGACUGUGUUGGGGCCCUGGACCUGGCCAGUGUUUCCUAUGAGAACACCCUGAAAUCCCUCGCUGAUGUAGAGGUGGAGUACACAGUUGAGCGCAAUAUGCUGGACUUCCCCCAGCACGUGUCUUCCUCCAAGGACGUACGCACGGCCAGCACCGACGCCGACAAGAAGCUGUCCGAGUUUGACGUGGAGAUGAGCAUGAGGGAGGACGUCUACCAGAGGAUCGUGGCACUGGAGGGGAAGGUUGACGCUGACACGCUCACUGAUGAAUCCAAGAGGUACAUGGAGAGGCUGAUCAAGCUGGGUCAAAGGAAUGGCCUCCACCUGACUAAAGAGACACAGAAUGAAGUCAAAAGGAUUAAGAAGAAGCUUAGCAACCUGUGCAUUGACUUCAACAAACACCUGAACGAGGACACCACCAGUCUGGUUUUCACCAGAGAGGAGCUGGGCGGUCUCCCCGAGGACUUCCUGAGCUCGCUGGAGAAGGACGGGGACAAGCUGAAGAUCACCCUCAAGUACCCUCACUACUUCCCCACCAUGAAGAAGUGCUUCAUCCCUGAGACCCGUAGGAAGCUGGAGGAGGCCUUCAACUCUCGCUGCAAAGAGGAAAACUCUGCCAUCCUGAAAGAGCUGGUGCAGCUGAGGGCUCAGAAGAGCUCCCUGUUGGGCUUCACCACCCACACUGACUUUGUCCUGGAGAUGAACAUGGCCAAGUCUGGCAAGAAGGUGGCCGGCUUCCUAGAGGAGCUGGCCCGUAAGCUGAAGCCCCUGGGGGAGGAGGAGCGCAAGGUUAUCCUCGCGCUGAAGGAGAAGGAGUGCCAGAAGAGGAGCCUGCCUUUCAAUGGCGAGCUGCAAGCCUGGGACACGCGCUACUUCAUGACCCAGGUGGAGGAGACCCAGUACGCGGUGGACCAGAACCAGCUGAAAGAGUACUUCCCAAUGGAGGUGGUGACCCGGGGCCUGUUGGACAUCUACCAGGAGCUGCUCAACCUCACCUUUGAUCUGGUGGAGGGCGCCCCAGUUUGGCACGACGACGUCACUCUCUACUGCGUCAAGGACCGCACCUCGGGCACGGUGGUGGGCCAGUUCUACCUGGACCUCUUCCCAAGAGAGGGGAAGUACGGCCACGCUGCCUGCUUCGGCCUGCAGCCCGGCUGUCUGCUGUCGGACGGGACCCGCCAAAUGGCGGUGGCAGCCAUGGUGGCCAACUUCAGCAAGCCCACGGCCGAUGCCCCCUCCCUGCUGCAGCAUGACGAGGUGGAGACCUACUUCCACGAGUUUGGCCAUGUCAUGCACCAGCUCUGCGCUCAGGCGAACUUUGCCAUGUUCAGCGGGACUCACGUGGAGCGGGACUUUGUGGAGGCGCCCUCCCAGAUGUUGGAGAACUGGGUGUGGGAGAAAGAGCCCCUGCAGCGCAUGUCCAAACACUACAAGACGGGCGCCCCUAUCCCUGACGACCUGCUGGAUAAACUCAUGAAGUCCCGGCUGGCCAACACGGGUCUGUUUAACCUGCGUCAGAUUGUCCUGGCCAAGGUGGACCAGGCACUCCACACCAAGAAUGGCCUGGACCCGGCUGAGGAGUAUGCCCGGCUGUGCCAGGAGAUCCUGGGUGUGCCCGCAUCCUCAGGAACCAACAUGCCUGCCACAUUUGGCCACCUGGCAGGUGGUUAUGACGCCCAGUACUACGGUUACCUCUGGAGCGAGGUCUACUCCAUGGACAUGUUCUACGCCCGCUUCAAGCAGGAGGGCAUCAUGAACCCAAAGGUGGGGCUUGACUACAGAAACUUUAUCCUGAAGCCCGGAGGCUCGGAGGAUGCUGAACUGAUGCUGAAGAACUUCCUAGGGCGGGAGCCAAAGCAAGAAGCUUUCCUUCUGAGCAAAGGACUAACGGUUGAGCUGGAGGCGGACACUCCAUGUGCCUGUUGACCAAUCACAACCAGCUCAGCGUGAACAUCUCCAACCAAUCAUACCCUUAGGACACGGGCACAAGGGACCUACAUUUUCAACAACAACAAAAAAACGACGAAGACAAGAAUUGAUAAAGAGAAGAAUUUCCAGUUUCUGCUGCUCUACAGCAGUGUUCCCCAACCCUGGUCCUCCAGUAUCCCAACAGUAGACAUUUUUAUUAAGCACACCUCGUUCAACUUGUUAACUAAUCAUCAAGCCCUAAAUGAGUUGAAUCAGGUGUGCUUGUCCAGGGUUACAAUAAAAAUGUGUACUGACCAGGGUUGGGAAAGAUUGCUCUGCAUGCAAUAUCACCCAGUUUCCCCCCUUUUGUGCUGUGUUUGGAGGUAUAUUUUAAACUGCAAUUGUAUUCAAGUAAGGAAGAGCAAAAUACACUAACAAAGAAUUGA
Salvelinus namaycush (lake trout) is the source of this 3855-nucleotide messenger RNA. RefSeq names its product thimet oligopeptidase-like. Bases 1370 to 3427 code for a protein of 685 amino acids. The transcript is spliced from 14 exons. Gene Ontology annotation, molecular function: metalloendopeptidase activity. Gene Ontology annotation, biological process: peptide metabolic process; proteolysis. Gene Ontology annotation, cellular component: mitochondrial intermembrane space. NCBI's taxonomy places the organism in Eukaryota, Metazoa, Chordata, Actinopteri, Salmoniformes, Salmonidae. The record is from RefSeq and is a predicted model, not a curated record.